GUAUUUGUCCUCUCUUUUUUGCCUUUGCUGCCGGACAGUGAACAAGAAGUACCGUGGAUCCCAUGAUUCAGAGGCCCCAGCGGACCCUGUGGCUCCAGUGAUUGUAAUCCCACCCCGAAACACUACAGUGGUGGCCGGAGUCAGUGAGGCCACACUCGAGUGUGUUGCUAAUGCACGUCCGAUUGAGAAGCUCAGUUUGAUGUGGCGGAGAAACGGCGUGGAGGUGGCCAGUGGUGUGGGCUCCUUCGGCCGGCGCUUGACCAUCAUCAACCCAACGAGUGCCGAUGUGGGCAUGUACGUGUGUGAAGCCUCACUUUUGGACAGCAAUGUGAAGCCGGCAGAGGCCAGAGCCUUCCUCUUCAUUACAGAGGCGCCUUAUUUCACCGCCGAGCCCAGGAGAAAGAUGAUGGGAGAGGUGGAGAAAAGCGUGGAUAUCCAAUGCCAAGCUCGAGGGGUGCCCAUACCGAAGCUGGAGUGGUAUAAGGAUGCCGUGCCCCUUAGUAAACUCAACAACCCUCGCUACAAGGUCAUCUCCAGCAUGGGCCUUCAGGUCAGGAGGCUACAGCCUGGCGAUGCCGGAAUCUUCCAGUGCUUCGCCAGGAACUCGGCCGGAGAGGCUCAGGUCCACACUUACCUGGACAUCACAAGUAUGGCUCCGGCCUUCACAGCGGCGCCGGUCGACAUCACUGCCACAGACGGAGCGGUGGCCUCGUUCACCUGUCAGGUAUCCGGGGCCCCUAAACCUGCCAUUAUCUGGAAGAAAGAUACUCAGGUCCUCGCCAGCGGUUCUGUGCAGAUUCCGCGUUUCACCCUGCUGGAGUCCGGCGGUCUGCAGAUUCAACCGGUGGUGCUGCAGGACACAGGGAUGUACACCUGCUACGCCGCUAACUCAGAGGGAGUGAUCAACACCAAUGCCUCCCUCACCGUAUGGAGUCGCACGUCCAUAUCCAGGCCUCCCAUGGACAGACGUGUCAUUAAGGGACCACGGCCAUUUUGGAGUGCGGUGCCACCCCACGACCCGCGCGUGGUGGUGAGGUACGUGUGGAAAAAGGAUGAGGAGUUAGUGAGCCAGACCAGAGGGGGGCGUAUCAGCCUGCAGGAGGGCUCCUUGCACAUCAGUCAAACCUGGUCCGGGGACAUCGGGGACUAUACGUGUGACGUCAUCUCUCAGGCCGGCAACGACUCCAGGGCAGCCCGUCUGGAGGUCAU
Carassius auratus (goldfish) is the source of this 1209-nucleotide messenger RNA. RefSeq names its product protein sidekick-1-like. Gene Ontology annotation, molecular function: cell-cell adhesion mediator activity. The annotation marks the transcript as partial. Gene Ontology annotation, cellular component: plasma membrane; axon. NCBI's taxonomy places the organism in Eukaryota, Metazoa, Chordata, Actinopteri, Cypriniformes, Cyprinidae. Gene Ontology annotation, biological process: homophilic cell-cell adhesion; axon guidance; dendrite self-avoidance. The transcript has 9 exons. The record is from RefSeq and is a predicted model, not a curated record.